CAAAGCUCCUGCCACAAGUCUCGUGGACCCCAGAACCCCUAAACAGACUCUGCGGUGGGUUUUAAUUCCUGAUCCGGAGCUUUGUGCCCUGUGGCAAACAUUGCUGGCGCCGGCUGAACAUGUUUCUCACACAAGCGUGGCCUCUAGGUCACGGCGCGUCAUCUCCUCAGGCGCAAGAGGGAGCUGUGAGCUUGGGAGCAGGGAGAAGCAAGCAAUGAAGCUGUGGGGGAUUGAAGAAUAGCACAAAAUAACCAGAGAUUUUUUUCCUCCGGUUAUCUCGCGAUGAGUUUUCCUGUGGCGAGGAUGGCACCGCUUAGCUGUUCCCUUCCAGGCGUUUCCCAAGAGGACACACGAGCUCAGUUCCUCAUCCCCGUGGGUUCCUUAGGCCGCAACAGAGCCGAAGCCUCGCUGGAGCGGGCGCAGAACCUCAAUCCCAUGGUGGACGUAAAAGCUGACCCCGAGAGCGUGGAGAGCAAGCCCGAAGAGUUCUUCACCCAGUUCGACGCAGUCUGCCUAACCUGUUGCUCCCGGGAUGUUAUGGUGAAGAUCGACCAGAUUUGCCACAAGAACAGCAUCAAGUUCUUCACCGGCGAUGUUUUCGGCUACCAUGGCUAUAUGUUUGCUGACCUCGGGGAACACGAAUUUGUGGAAGAGAAAACCAAGGUCGCCAAAGUCAGCCCAGGUGUGGAAGAUGGGCCGGACACCAAAAAAGCCAAACUUGACUCGGAGACCACCAUGGUGAAAAAGCGCGUGGUUUUCUGCCAGCUGAAGGAAGCCCUGGCCGUUGACUGGAGCGGGGAGAAGGCGAAGGCGGCACUGAAACGCACCACCCCGGAUUAUUUCCUCCUCCAAGUGCUGUUGAAGUUUCGUACGGAUAACGGCCGGGAUCCUUCCCCCCAAAACUACACCGACGACUCAAAGCUGUUGCUCCAGAUCCGCCAUGAUGUCCUGGAGUCGCUGGGAGUCAGCACCGACCUGCUGCUGGACGAAUUCGUCAGCUACUGCUUCUCCGAAAUGGCUCCUGUCUGCGCUGUGGUCGGAGGCGUCCUGGGCCAGGAGGUGGUCAAGGCCCUGUCCCAGCGGGACCCCCCCCACAACAACUUCUUCUUCUUCGACGGCAUCAAAGGCAACGGGAUCGUGGAGUGCCUGGGCCCCAGCUGAGCUCGGGGCAGGUUUGGGGGGGGGUUGAGCCCCCCCACUUUUGGUUUGGGGGGGUUGGGAUGGUAAACCACCCCCCCCCCCAGCGGUAAUGGGCUAAAUUUGGGGUGUGGCUGGCACCCUGUACUUCUGUAUGGGGUUUUUUGGGUUAAUAAAAUCUUAUUUCUAAAAAGUG
Messenger RNA from Harpia harpyja (harpy eagle), 1333 nucleotides. RefSeq names its product SUMO1 activating enzyme subunit 1 (gene SAE1). The record is from RefSeq and is a predicted model, not a curated record. NCBI's taxonomy places the organism in Eukaryota, Metazoa, Chordata, Aves, Accipitriformes, Accipitridae. Gene Ontology annotation, biological process: protein sumoylation. The coding region runs from base 283 to 1161 and encodes 292 amino acids. The transcript has 8 exons. Gene Ontology annotation, molecular function: SUMO activating enzyme activity. Gene Ontology annotation, cellular component: SUMO activating enzyme complex; cytoplasm.